Messenger RNA from Spathaspora passalidarum NRRL Y-27907, 2292 nucleotides. RefSeq lists its product as uncharacterized. The record is from RefSeq and is a predicted model, not a curated record. Gene Ontology annotation, biological process: transcription elongation by RNA polymerase II; post-transcriptional tethering of RNA polymerase II gene DNA at nuclear periphery; poly(A)+ mRNA export from nucleus. NCBI's taxonomy places the organism in Eukaryota, Fungi, Ascomycota, Pichiomycetes, Serinales, Debaryomycetaceae. Gene Ontology annotation, molecular function: double-stranded DNA binding; RNA binding. Gene Ontology annotation, cellular component: transcription export complex 2. The transcript has a single exon. Bases 847 to 2187 code for a protein of 446 amino acids.
GGGAAGAGUGGGGCAAAAGAGUUUAUUUUUAAUAUGCAAUUAUACGUGAGUACAAUAUAUUUAAGUCUAAUAGGGUUGACAACGGAUAUCUAUAUACAAUGAGAUGAUUACCUCUUGAUUGUAUGUAACUAAUUUAUGGUGUUUAGUGGCGAGUGUAAUGGUAUACGAGUUAAGGUGAACGGUUUGUUCUUUUUUUCUGUUGUAGAAAGAGGCGUAAAGUGCAACGCCGUAUCGCCAUGCAUUUAUAUUUCUAAAUCAUUGGUUAGUGAUAGUGCCAAUACAGGUCUUUCCAACUGGAGCAAAUUUUCAGAUCUUGGAUAUACAUUUAACUAGUUAGACUAUUUCUACUUUUAUUCAAUACUUUACAUUAUCGAUGACAGUUGACUGCGUAUUACGUAAAAAAGCUGCAAAAAUCGUACCAAAUACAGAAACACACACUUUCCCGUCCUUGGUACAACAUAACACCAAACAAAUCCAUCUGUUUUUCCUUUUUUUUUGACUUCAUUAAUACAAAAAAUUAGUUAUUAUUUCAAACUUAUCGUAAAAUAAGUACAUUUCACGGGCAAGUCAAAACUGUAAUUGGUAGCGCUGCCAUCUAUAAAUGUAGUUUAGGAAGUAGUGUAAUGAGAGCAUUCUUUCACUACAUAAAAACCAAUGAUCAUAUUACUAUAAAAAGGAGCCACCCGAGAUAAAUUUAGGUCCAUUUCUGUUGGUUUUCUUGUCUUUACAUUUGCUGCCAAUUUGGAUCUACUUUCUAUCUCCCACAAAGAUCUUGGCAGAAGGGGAGAAAAAAAAAUGAGACCAGUCAAUUUACAACAGUAGACAUCCAUCACUUGAAUCACCUCAAUGAGCGAGAUACUUCUCAAUUACAUCAAACAUGUCAAUCUAUAUAUUGAAACUAGAGACAGUAAAAAGCUCCUAGGAUGUUUCACCAUCAAUCCAGGUAAGGAAGAAGGAGAACUUCGCGCCUCAUUCCCGCCACCUAAUGAUUUUGAUUUAUAUUCCAUUCCAGAAAAGUUUCGCCCUGUCGUCGUGAAUCAUUUGAAAGUAAUUGCUGCGAUAUAUAAGGAUAACUCAUUAGCUGCUGCUUUUGAGUACUCUAAUGAAUUGGUUCUUUCUCUUAUUCGAGCUAGUGAAUCAGCAGAAUUUCUUUGGAUCCAACCAGUGUUGUUAGAUUGCUUCAAGGAAUUGGUGCUUGUUUAUACUGUCAAGGAAAGGCAGGAUCCUGAUGAUAUUGAAAGUAUCCAAAUGCAAGAUAUGGAUGAUGGUGGUGAGUUUGGUUCUGGAAAGAAAGUCAGCUGUUUGGAAAAAUUGGCCAUUACGUUUAAUAAGGGAUUUAAGUUGAGUUUGAAUGACAAGAAUCCAGAUUUGGCCAAGAGUAGAAGAAACGAUAUAUAUUUCUUUAUGGCUAACUUGAUCAAGAUUUACUUCAAGUUGGGCAAAUUUGAAUUGGCAAAAUCUGUUCAAAAAGCAGUCAAGGGGACAAGAUACCCUUUACCAGAAAUGAAGAAAUGUAAAUCUCAAAAGAAAUAUUGCGUGGUUUAUUUGUACUAUUCUGCAUUAAUGGCAUUGGAUGAUGGAGAUUAUGUUACCAGUGAAUCAGAUCUAGACCUUGCGUUAUUGUUAAUUCAAGAUUAUCAGGAUUAUAGCAAGAGUAAACAAGUUCAACAAAUUAUGAUGCUUUUGUUACCAUUGAAAUUGUAUAAUCGAGGUAAAUUACCAAAGAAAACAUUCUGGUUGAAACAUCCCGCCCUUCGAGUAAUGUACAGAGAUAAUAUCUUCCGAGCAAUCUUGACGGGAGACCUUCGUAAGUUCGACCAUGCCAUGAAAAAUUUCCGAAUUGUUCUUCUCAAGAAUCGAUUAUAUGUCUUGGUUGAGUUAUUACGACAAUAUUGUCAAUUGGCUCUUAUUAGAAAGACAGUGGCUAUGAUUAAAGAAAUUAAGAAUGAUCACAUCAUUUCGUUAAGCGCAUUCCAAUUGGCAUUUGAGUAUUCGCAAUACCAUGAAGAUAACUUCAAUAUCAAGUUCGAUUUUGCUAAGGAUCAUACUUACAAUACUACAAUUGCGGAAAUAGAAUGCAUAUUGGCCAACUUGAUCGCCAAUGGGAAAAUUAAAGGGUAUAUAAGCCAUGCACAGCGUUGUAUUGUUUUGUCGAAAAGCAAUCCAUUCCCUAAAAUAGCCACCUAAAACAAAACAAAACAAAACAAACAAACAAAAGUGGGCUAUGUUAAAGUGUAGUACAAAGCGCGUAGAGGUAAUUAUAAAGUAAAUAGAAAUCAAUAAGUUGGUUUA